UGCAGGCAUUUAUGCAGAUAAUUAGUAAUCAACGAAUCUUAAAAAAUCUGAUAGGGGACCAAUACUAUUAUUUUUCUAUCAGUUUAUCUAAAAUUCCUACUGUCUACUCUCAUAUUCUCAUAUACUCGUGUAUAUUCCCAGUCGUAUUCGAGGCUGUUAGUAUCGAAAAUAAUUAAUUAUGGCUUGGUACAAUUAUUUCACCAUCGAAAUACCGAUGAUGCUGAUGCUGUUUAGCUUCAUAUUGCAAGCUCCAAUCAUGACGAAUCUCUUCGUUUAUCGAACAUGCUACGUUAUACUUCAGUACAACAAAUCAGAUUGUGCACAACUCGGAAAGAACAUCAACAAUAUUACCAAAGUGCUGGAACCGAAAGUACAACCGACUGUUAAUCAAAUUAAUAUGGCUAACAACGUUAUUAAUACCUUCUUGCCUAUGAUAUUUUGCUUGUUCUUAGGAACUUGGUCUGAUAAGUUCGGACGAAGACCUUUUAUGAUUGCCUGUUUUGUAGGUGCGUUGAUGAACCAAGCAGUUAAUGUGAUAAUAAUACAUUUCAAAGAUUUGUCGCCAUGGUGGUUCACUAUGGGUUCCAUACCGUCGAUGUUGACUGGAGGAUUUGGGGCUUUAAUGAUCAUUAAUAAUGCUCAUCUCAUCGACGUGACUACAGAAAAAAACAGAAUAGUUAGAUUAACAGUAUUUGGAGCAGUAAGUAGCGUGUCGUCAGCUAUAGCUAAUCUAGUAUCAUCGUACAUAUUCUAUGCUACCAGCUAUCAAACUAUUUAUCUCAUAGGCUUAACUUUAAACACACUAGCCUCUGUGUAUGUGUUUUUUUUUAUACCAGAAUCUUUGAAGGAAGAAAAGAAGUCAUUUUCGAUAGAAGAGAUUAUGAAUUCCAUAAACGUAAAAGAUAUUAUAAAAUACACUAUCAGAAAACGGAAAAACAACGCGAGAUUCUACCUAUUUUGGUUGAUAUGCAUUCAUGUACUCAACGGCUUGGCUAUGGGCGAAAUGUCUGUAUUCACUCUAUACCUGAGAGCCUCAAAGUUACAAUGGACCUUGACGAAAAUCACUCUGGUACAAAGCGCAGUCAGUUUCGGAGGAAUAUUCGGCAAUUUAUUCGUGACCUAUGUUCUGCACAAAUUUCUACAUAUCAAGGACAUGUGGUUGGUCAUCUUGGGGAUUAUUAUGCGCUUGGUUGGGAAUCUUCUGCGAGGAUUCGCCACCAACGACUAUUAUAUUUACGCCGCUUACGUGGCAAAUUUCUUCGACAGUUUCCCGAUGCUCAUGUUAACAAUGGUUCUAGCGAAGAUGGUUUCCCCAGAAGAAAUGGGCAAAAUAUUAGCACUAAUAAGCGUAAUAAGCAGUCUCGUGAAUAUGCUAUCAAACGUCCUUUACCCGCUCGUUUACAACGCAACCAUCGAUUCCUUUAUCGGUUUGUUCAAUUUCGUAUCCUUCGGUUUUAACGUGAUCUCCGGUCUUGCCAUCAUAUUCUUGUUGAGGGUCAAUCUCCCGCACUUUUGUGCCGUCGAUGAGCAACAGGACAACGAACCAUCCGCGAAACGGAUGAGUUUAGCUGAAGCAGCGGCGACGAAUGAAUGGCAGGCCUGUCCUUCAGUGCAGACCUACGAUCUGAACAUGAAGAAAUUGUCCAUUACAACGUCCGUUGGGGAGAAUUUUUGAAUGUAAAUUGUGUUUAAAUAGCGUUGCAAGAUGUGAGCCCUUUUUUUAAGUUCGAAAAAUUUUUUUACCAGCAACGCUAGUAGUUCGGUAGGGACAAAUAUAUUACCUAAUUUAUGACUUCUGUAUUAUUUUAGUAAUGUUUUAUUUUGCUUAUAUUUAUCACUGAUAUUUUAUAUUCUUAAAUGGAUAAGGUGCAAUAUUUGUCUCUACUAAAGUGCUACAAAUUUGCUGUAUUAUUCUCAGGAAAAAAGCUCAUUAACAGAAGCUAUAGAGACUUGAAACUUUGAGCUGGCCUAUCCUCUUGUCUUUUGUCUGGUCACCCAUAUUUAUAAUUUAACCAAAUAAAAUUGAUCUCUUAAGCAAACAUUUUUUAUCUUAUUAUAUUAAAAAAAUCACAC
Messenger RNA from Phyllotreta striolata, 2073 nucleotides. Lineage: Eukaryota; Metazoa; Arthropoda; Insecta; Coleoptera; Chrysomelidae. The record is from the annotation of a GenBank genome assembly.